UAAAGUGGAUAAACAAAUCUAGGGUUUAUGCCAGAAUGGGCACUAUCAUCGCUCUCACGCCCAGCGGAUUUCUCUGCCGGGACACGAAGCGGGAUCCCUGUGUGUGUCCGAUGUCUGUGCAUUCUCCUCAUCACGCCGCGCAAUCCGUGAGACUUUCACGCCGAGGAUUUGGAGUCCAGCUCGUGUUGUUGCCGAGUCCCUGGAUGCAAAUGCCAAUGCCAGCAGCUGCGUUGGAGCAAGAAGAGCUAAACAUCCCAAAGAAGAACGAUCCAAAUUCUUGGGACGAGUACCAAGGGGAUGGAUUUGGCGUGAAAAUUCCUCCAGGUUUCGAAGAUACUCUGGAACCCGAUGAGUUUCCUAUAGGAGAAGUUCCUUUGUAUGGCAAUCGUGCAAAGCCCAAGGUUUUUGCAGCGCGUUUUGCUUCUCGUGACGGGGAGGAGUUUGUGAGCGUGGUAAUUCGUCGGGCUUCGCAGCUCAAGGCUACAUUUUUCGAGGCUAAGAGCAUCAAGGACCUUGGGAAAGUUGACGACAUUGCGAAGCUAUUUCUUCCUGUCGGUGCAAGGCUCACUGCCGCCUCGUCCGUGACCUCCGAAGCUCAAAGAGUAUACUAUCUGUACGAGUACUUGGCAGGAAGCAAGCACGUAGUCGUGUCCGCUGCAGCCCAGAGCGGUCGGAUUUUUGUUGCUGCCGCUACUGCUCCUCAGUCGAGGUGGAAAAAAGAUGGUCGUUUGCUGAGCUCUGCUGCUGCGUCAUUCUAUCUUUUGUGAGGGAGUACUCGUGACUUUCCUCAGUUUUUAGUCUCCACUUGAAUCUGGAUACUAAUUUCUGCUCAA
This is a messenger RNA of Selaginella moellendorffii, 833 nucleotides long. RefSeq lists its product as uncharacterized. The transcript has 8 exons. Bases 36 to 767 code for a protein of 243 amino acids. Lineage: Eukaryota; Viridiplantae; Streptophyta; Lycopodiopsida; Selaginellales; Selaginellaceae. Gene Ontology annotation, cellular component: chloroplast. The record is from RefSeq and is a predicted model, not a curated record.